This is a messenger RNA of Melampsora larici-populina 98AG31, 588 nucleotides long. RefSeq lists its product as uncharacterized. The transcript has 4 exons. Bases 1 to 588 code for a protein of 195 amino acids. NCBI's taxonomy places the organism in Eukaryota, Fungi, Basidiomycota, Pucciniomycetes, Pucciniales, Melampsoraceae. The record is from RefSeq and is a predicted model, not a curated record.
AUGUCUGAAGGCCUAGAAUUAACCCAACCCAUCAAUCAAUAUCCGUCUUUUGAUGUACCCAAGCUUCCAAAUUUCAAUUUCAACUUUUGUGACAUGCUUGGCGAUGGCCCAAUUGAUAGUGAUCAAGCGAUGGAUUCCGGCUCCAAGAGACCCAUGGCGGAAUCCUCCAAAGAGGUCGAAAACUCCAAAAAGAAAGCUCGAACUUUGGAGGAACGGUUGGCGCAAUUGAGCAUUCCAGACGGCGCUAGUGAUAAGAAGGUUGAUGUCGAACUUUACGAAGAUGUAGAAGAACAAGGACUACUCAAUGCAAGAGGACUGGUAAAAGUUAUAUCUCAUCUCGAACAAGCCAUGAUUGAUAUCCAGAAGCUGAAGUCCAAGGUCGAAGAUCUGGAGGUUGAAUCAAUGGAUAUGCAAGAAGAUUUGAGUUCAGCACAUCACAUGAUCAGGGCACACGAGCGAGUAAUUCGACGGUUUGUAGGAGCUAAUAAUGUUGAUUUUCUUCAAGAAUAUGAUUACAACUCAAGUGAUGAUCAUUCUGAUCAUGAAGAUCAUAAAGCUCAACCACAAACAGACUCCGUGUCUGAGUGA